UCUUCACAUACACUCGCUCUCCUUUUUGAAUGCGAGUGAUAUUUUACCAGAAAAAACUCACUCGCGCGUUGCGUUUCAAAUUUCCCCGAUUUUCACUCCUUUUUCUUCAGUUCUUCAUUUUUGAAACCGUUUUUCGAAAUCUUCCCAAAAAUUUCUCUUCUCAGCAAGAUCCUUUGGGGGCGCACGUUAGCACCUCUAAUUCUGUUAUUUUUUCUCAUCUUCAGUGAGUGUUUUUGAUGUACUGAAGAAGAAGGAUCAGAAAGUGGAAGAUUACAGUGUUGUAUUGUGGUUCCGCACUAAGGUAAAAUUUAGGCGGAAAAGUUGGUUAUUUUGAGUUCGGGUAUGAGGGCACGCCAAACUCUUCGAGAUGGCUUCUCGACGUACUCGUCGGAUGUUGAUGAUGAUAAAUUGGAUACUUCAGUGCAUGUGCAGGAGACUCUAUUAAAGGAAUCGGUGAAUCCAUCAUGGAGAUUGUCGUUGCCGCAUGUACUUACAGGAGUCAUUUCUUCCUUUUUAUUUGGUUACCAUCUUGGGGUAGUAAAUGAACCACUUGAAAGUAUUUCACUGGAUCUUGGUUUUAGCGGGAAUUCCCUGGCUGAAGGUCUGGUGGUGAGUACGUGUCUUGGUGGUGCAUUUCUUGGGUCUAUUGUAAGUGGUUCGAUAGUAGAUGCUGUAGGGCGUCGUAGGGGUUUUCAGUUGAGUGCUUUACCAAUGAUUAUUGGGGCUUUUCUGAGUGCGAGAACAGAAAGCCUGGAAGGUAUGCUUCUUGGGAGGUUUCUAGUUGGAACAGGAAUGGGUGUAGGUCCAUCUGUUGCCUCGCUCUAUGUAACUGAGGUUUCACCUUCUUUCGUAAGGGGUACUUACGGGAGCUUUAUCCAGAUAGCAACAUGUCUUGGACUUAUGUCAUCUCUGCUCAUCGGAAUCCCAGCCAAGGAAAUUGCUGGAUGGUGGCGUGUGUGUUUCUGGGUAUCUGCAAUUCCCGCUGCAAUAUUGGCUCUUGCAAUGGAGUUCUGUGCGGAGAGUCCUCAAUGGCUUCAUAAGAAAGGUAGAUCCGCUGAGGCAGAAGCCGAAUUUGAGAAGCUCUUGGGAGGCUUGCACGUCAAAUCUGCGAUGGCAGACCUAUCUAAGUCAGACAGAGUAGAUGAGCCAGACACUGUAAAGUUUUCGGAAUUAUUUUAUGGCCGCCAUUUCAGAGUUGUUCUUAUUGGAUCAGCUCUAUAUGCGUUUCAACAACUGUCAGGAAUAAAUGCUGUAUUCUAUUUUUCUUCAACCGUUCUUAAAAGUGCAGGAGUUCCAUCAGACAAGGGAAACAUCUGCGUAGGAAUUGUAAAUUUAUCUGGGUCAAUUAUAGCAAUGACUUUGAUGGAUAAACUAGGAAGAAAGCUUCUUCUUCUUGGAAGUUUUUUUGGCAUGGCAGUAGCAAUGUGCAUUCAGGCCUCUGCAUCAAGUUUUAGUGCAUCUGGAGCCUCACCAUACUUAUCUGUUGGUGGGAUGUUACUGUUUGUCUUGAUGUUUGCGUUGGGAGCUGGACCAGUUCCAGGUCUACUCCUGCCAGAAAUUUUGCCCAAUAGACUGAGAGCGAAGGCAAUGUCAUUCUGUUUGGCGGUUCACUGGGUUGUUAAUUUUUUUAUUGGAUUGUUGUUCUUACGUUUGCUGGAGCAACUUGGGUCACGGACAUUGUACUCCAUUUUUGCUUGCUUCUGUUUGACAGGGUUCGUUUUUGUAAAGAAGAAUGUUGUUGAGACCAAAGGAAAAUCUCUACAAGAAAUUGAGAUUUCUUUUCUACCACAAGUUCCACCAGUAUAGAGGGAAUUCAGAUACAUCCAAGAAUAAGAUGCCUCCACGAAUGCAGAUUUUCUGGUCUGAGCAACUAAAUCCAUGAUAUUUCUUGUCCAGAAUUGGUGGCUUUAUAUGGUUACAUUAUAAAAGUUUUGCUGAUAGAAGAAGAGCGCAUAGGUGGUUCAUUAUACAUAACACGGAUGUAAAUUCUGAGAGAACUUUUUUUCUUUCUUUCUUAGCCAUGGAAACGUUGUGAUGAUCAGCAUUCCAUGUUUAUUUUGUUCCCGGGAAUUUGUUAGCUUAGCUUAAGAGCUACCACAAGUCUUUCAGUUGGUAGUGAUAGAUCUUUAGGUAUAGAGAAUACUCCACAGUGACCAUACUUCAUUUGAAUUGCAACAUAGAAAUGUGAUGUUAUCUAUAUAAUAUAUAAAUUAAAAAAAUAAUAAUGCAAUGAACGUUUGGUACAGGUA
Molecule: messenger RNA, 2249 nt
Organism: Papaver somniferum (opium poppy)
Lineage: Eukaryota; Viridiplantae; Streptophyta; Magnoliopsida; Ranunculales; Papaveraceae
Product: probable plastidic glucose transporter 2
Exons: 15
Coding region: 343-1806 (487 amino acids)
Biological process (GO): monosaccharide transmembrane transport
Cellular component (GO): membrane
Molecular function (GO): hexose transmembrane transporter activity
Source: RefSeq, a predicted model, not a curated record